Molecule: messenger RNA, 1116 nt
Organism: Mytilus trossulus (common blue mussel)
Lineage: Eukaryota; Metazoa; Mollusca; Bivalvia; Mytilida; Mytilidae
Exons: 5
Coding region: 103-1116 (337 amino acids)
Source: RefSeq, a predicted model, not a curated record
AAAUCGUGGAAUAACGCUGAUUCACUCGAGCGUUUGAAAUCAGCGAAAUUUACCUUGUCAAUGCAAACAUAAUUUGCAAUCAUUCUACUUAUCGUCUGCAAAAUGUUGCGAAGUAAAACAGGAAAAUUUCAAUCGAAAAAGUCAUUUGUUAAGCAAUUCAAAGCUCAAGAGUCCAGAAGAAAUAUAUUAGUAAGUCAUCCUGUUGAUGAGCCCAUUACAGCAGAUCACAACUACGUGCAUGCCAACACUUAUCCAGUUUUCUCAGACUCAGAUCUUGAACUUGGUGCAAGCUGUACCAUUGACCCAUCUCUUAAUAAUGACUGGAAGACAGGUAGACGGGUAGUCGAGCUUCAAGCCUUAGCCCAACAGAUGUUUUGCACCUCGUGUAAUGCUCGACUACACCUGGCCGACAUCGAGAGCGAGAGACGAUAUGGUUUAGGCAGCAUACUUUUUAUAAGGUGUCAGAACAGUGUGUGCAGUUCAUUAAACGACGUUAAAACAGGAAAGAGAAACAACGGAACAUUUGACAUCAAUUCAAAAUUAGCACUAGCCAUGGUACACACAGGAAUGGGCCCAGUACAGAUUAACAACUUCCUUGCAACUUUAAAUUUACCACCAGUUGUGCCGUCCACUCUUAAGAGAAGGGAACAAAAAAUUGAUACAACUCUGGAGACCGUAGCCAAAAAAUCUUGUCUUGAGGCCCAAAAGGAAGAAAUUGAAAAGGGAAAUGGAAAGAUGGAAGUAAGCUUUGACGGUGGGUGGCAGAAAAGGGGUACAGGAUGGAAUUAUAAUAGUAAUACAGGCCAUGCAUCAUUAAUUGGGAAAGAAACAGGAAAGGUAUUGCAGUUCUCUCUUAGAAGUAAAUCUUGCCAGAUAUGUGCCCUAUAUCAGAGUAAAAACCACACUAUACCUGUACAUGAAUGUUCAAAAAACUGGGAUGGUUCUAGUAAGGCAAUGGAGCCUGACAUGGCAAUAUCAAUGGCCAGAGAGUUAGAGGAAACUGGAUGUGCAAUAGAUGUCAUCCAUGGUGAUAAUGACUCGACCACAACUUCUCGACUGAAAGCUGUUUUCCCUUCAAUUGAAAAGAAAGAUGACAAUGCUUCAUGUACGCCAUAA